AUGAAGUUCGUUGAACUUAUUUCAGACCCUAUUACGUUGAGAGCUCAAAAUCAACAAAUAUUUGAACAUGCUGAAUUACCUGUGACGAAAGAUGAACUAUCAGUGACAUUACGACUUAAACUUCAUUGUUAUAAUUUUCCAUAUGCAACUAUCUUUCACAAAGGUACUGGAGAUUCAAUUUGCACACCUGGUUUUUGGCUAAAAGAAGAUAAACUUCUUGCUCGCUUCACAAGCGACUGUGAUGAUAGUGCAGGAACUGGCGCACUCGCUCCCGGACUUUUGUUAAACAAAUGGUACCAUCUAACUUAUACACUUUCUAAUACUAAAAAAAGUUUAGACCUUUACAUAGACGGUCAGUGGACCUGGCACUAUAGCUUACAGGACGUUAAAAAGCAAAAUGUUAAGUUCAAUGAUGGACCGCUAUAUAUUGGACGUGCUUUUUCUUAUAGUGGGAUUAACGGAGAAAUCAGCAAUUUUCGUUAUUUUGACUGGUGCUUAUCUGCUGAAGAAGCGAAGGAAGAUUUUCUCAAAAGGCCAAUUCUAAACGGAUCAAAAAUUGCUCUUGUUCAUGUGUCUACUAGAAAAUAUUUGACUACUAGAAGGAUCAAAUACUCGUGUCAGCAAUAUAUGGCUAUUUGUAAUGGUCAGAAAGUAGAUUUGGAAAAUGAUGUUUGGACUAUUAUUGGAGCCAGUGAAACAGGCAAAAGUACAGGGAAUCUUGGAAAUCUUGUAUACUUUAAUACCAUUAUUGGAUUUAAGCAUCAAGCGACAGGAUGCAAUUUACAUUCUCAUCAUAAUUCGGAAGGAACUCCAAAAUCGAAGCAUCAGCAAGUGACCCUCUUUGAGAGUGCAAAUCGCGAUGAUAAUUGGCUUAUUCGACGUUAUAGUCAAAACGCUUCUUAUGAUGACUCAGGUAGUUUGAAUCAUGGUGAUAUCAUCAGUCUUUUCCAUAUCACAACUGGUAAGCCAGCACUUUACAGUCAUAACAUCUUGUUAGAUGAUGCAACCCAAGAAGUUUCUUGUCAUGGAAAUGGAGAUGAGGAAAAUCAUAAG
Messenger RNA from Entrophospora candida, 1053 nucleotides. The record is from the annotation of a GenBank genome assembly. NCBI's taxonomy places the organism in Eukaryota, Fungi, Glomeromycota, Glomeromycetes, Entrophosporales, Entrophosporaceae.